Molecule: messenger RNA, 474 nt
Organism: Arachis duranensis
Lineage: Eukaryota; Viridiplantae; Streptophyta; Magnoliopsida; Fabales; Fabaceae
Exons: 4
Coding region: 1-474 (157 amino acids)
Biological process (GO): sucrose biosynthetic process; fructose 6-phosphate metabolic process; fructose metabolic process
Cellular component (GO): cytoplasm; cytosol
Molecular function (GO): fructose 1,6-bisphosphate 1-phosphatase activity
Source: RefSeq, a predicted model, not a curated record
AUGGCGGAUUUAGAGGAGGGAGGAUCUCAAAGUCAUCUCGCAAAAGGCACCUUAAAGAAAUACAUUGUUGUAUUUGAUCCUUUGGAUGGAUCCUCAAAUAUUGAAUGUGGUAUUUCUAUUGGAACUAUCUUUGGCAUUUACGUAGCGAAGGACAAAGAUAAAGUUACACUUGAUGAUGUCUUGCAACCUGAGAACAGAAUGUUAGCAACUGGUUACUACAUUGGCGGAAUCGAGCAGUGCAGACAAACUAGCAGUGUAAUACAGAUAGCAACACCCACAUGGAUGACGAGCAACAACAACCAUGAACAACUCAAGCACUCACUAGCAAAGGGAGGCGUAGCAAGAUGCAAGCAGUCAAGCAUAGACAAAGGAGAGUGGCGACAUGUGAGCACACGACGCGAAAGAUCCAGCGAGAGGUGCGACGAUAGCACACGAGCGUGCAUUGGUGGUGAACGGAGGUGGCCAAGCUGCUGA